GUUUCCGAUGUCGACUCUGUGAAACAGAAACUGAGACUAAACAACUACCGGUAGCUAGUCUUGAAGACAUCAAAUUUACUGUUAACAACGAAUUGAGAAACAAGUUCUCCUACAAAAUCAUUGUACUGGAGGCAAAUUGAGUUCUUGCCAAGCUUUUAACCACCAGGAUGAUUUUCAUCAAGCGGGUCACUCUGCUGGAUGUGGGAUCCAAAGUCCUUUCUGUCCUUCUGUUGAUUCUGCAAGCAGCCCUCCUUGACCAUUUCUUCAUUAAAUUCGACGAGGACAAUCCCGCUAGGUGGGUGUGGAUAGGUGCAGACGUCGUCAUUGUUGCAAUAUGGAUAUCUGGUCUGGUGCUAACAAGUAGGAAUGUUCGUUCAAAGGAGCCUGCAGACUCCGGAAACCGAAGCGGUGUACAGAAAUGGAUGGCCAUCAUUGGUGGCGAGAUGCAGUAUGCCUAUUUUGCAUGGGUAUUCUACAGCAUCAUCCUGGUGGCUAAAGUCUGGUACAUGUUUGGAGACUUUGCAGAGAACUUUACCAGCACCGGCUACUACAACAUCUCGCACAGCAGCAGAGGGGCUGUCAAAUUUCAAGAUAGCGAAAUCUAUUCAUCGACUUCACUCAAGGUGAUCCUAUCCCUCACUGGGCCAUUGUUUCUCCUGCUGGCUUACGCACACCAUGACGAGAUUCACAAUUCCAAGUACAAGUUGCUGAUGGAGAAGCUUGGCACCACCGCCAGUCUUGAUGUCCUAGACAGUCUCAUGCUUCUGGGGCUGCUCUUCAUCAAUGACACCAAGAUCCUGUUGUCAUUCAACCUUGACCAUGCCAUUAAAUUCUUCACCUGCUGCUGCUUUGUCCUUCCUUCACUACCUCUCUUUAUCCUACGCAUUGUUGGCCAGCGGAAAGCAGAGGACAAUAACUUCAGGAUCAUUCUUGUCAUAAACUCAGCUCUCUAUCUCUUCCUUGUAAACUUUCCAUUUUUGUGUAUCCGUUGUUACCUAUGGUUCCGUCAUGAUGUUGACAUAUCGACGUUCAUUACCAAGAAUGUGAUGAAUUUAUUUCGAGGUAUUUUAGAUGUGUACAAUGAGGUCAGACAGUGGAUGAAAUCCAAGCAGCCUGGUGGGGGAGUGACUACUGAAGGAACUUCAACAGAAGAACCUGCUAUUGAAUUAGCAGAGAAACCAACUCACAUCUAGAAAGUUACUCCUAAAAACACAGCUACCUAUUUUCAUCCGGUUUUGCUCUAUUAGGCCAGAAUUCCAUAGUUCUACAAAAUAUGAAUGGAAUUAGUACUUUCAGAUUUUAGCAUGAGUCUAGCUAGUAUCAAUGAGAAUAUAUAUAGCAUGAAAUAAUAAUAAAGCAUGGGUUUAACUAUGAAGUCUAAAAAAUGGUACUACAUUACAUGUUUUGUGUUGCACUGGUUACCAUUUAUGUAUUAUGUGAAGUACGUGAGAAGCCCUACAUGGGUUAGGACAAAAUAUUGAUGUUAAAGUUUUGUUAGCAGAGUGUUUGUUUGAUACAUUUUCGUCUUUGCAUUUAAAUGAACUUUCUACCAAAGCCAGGCUGCCUACUUCUCAACCAAAAGCACCUAUAAACGGUGCAAGAUGUGUACUUAAGUGUACUUAACAAGGAAACAGCAAGAUGAUAAAGAAAUAGAUGGAAGAGAACAGAAUCAUGAUAUGUCACAGAGAAGGGAAGAAAAUAUAAAGAAAUAGAAGAGCAAUUAUGAUUUCAAUAGAUUUACUUCAUAAGUUUCAGAAGAUAGUACGUAUCACAGCCAGUUUACAUUAACAAAAGGAGUUGGUGAAUCUAAUAAAUUAUGUUGAAGUGUGUGGGUUUAAAUGCUUAAUUGUCAUUCACUACAAUAUGUGUUUCAUGUCUUUCUUUUUAUACUGUAUUUGUAUGUUUUAGUGAUUCAUAGAACCAAAGUUAAGUAAAAUAUUCAUUACAAUAUGGAUCUAAUGAUACUCAUUUAUUAAUGCAGCAUUUUUUAACAGGACUUGAAUUGAUCCAUGACCAUGAAUGUCUGUUCUUCUUCUUCCUGGUACUGCAGUCAAACUCCACAAGUAGGAUAUAAUUGGUGCAGGCGUGCGCGGCUAGUGAUGAGUUUGAAUUAUUGAUGUGGCCCCCCGGAUGAAAGUAUACAUUUCAAUUUUGCUUUAAACCUUGUCUUAAAAUUAUCAACCGAUUUAGCUUCAUGUGUGUUGAUUGGUAGUAGAUUCCAUUCUUCCAUAGUCCUUGGAAGGAAAGAGUACUUGAAGCAGUCCUGUUUUGUUGUUGGUCAGGAGAAAGAGAUUGCUGAUGAUUUCAGUGUCCCCGACAGAAUUGUGAGGGGGAGUUGUCAGGUAUCGACCAACGUUGAUUGAAGCACUGUGAUUUACAGAUUUAUAUAAAAGUGCAAGUCUUGAGAUAGCUCUUCUCUCUUCAAGAGAUUUCCAUUUUGAUUGGCUUCAGUGCCCCUCUCAUUUGCCUUGGAGAAUUGGUGUGCCCUUUUUCUUUUUUUGUGAUGUAAUGUAGAAAUGUUGCCCUGCAAUAAAGUGGCCUUGACCCAAAAAUAUCAAAAUUCAAGGCCUGGUAAAAUUCAUUAUAAUUUUACAGUAUUAUUUUAAAGGGAACAUUUUCAUGAAGUGGUUGCACAGAUAGAUCUACCCAUUUGAUUGCAAGUUUUUACAUAAAGUGCAGUUUUUAUUUAUUUAUUUAUUUUUGUUUGUUUUCAUUCAAUUGUAGGCCUAUUUAUUUUCUUUAUAAAAAAAUUAUGAUUUUUAAGUAUAAACAUUUAAAUGAGUGAUCAAAUAAUACCUAUUUGAUAGCAGGUUUAUUCUGUACAUAUUGGGUACUGGUAGUGUUUGUUUUGAUUCAAUUUAUUGAAAACAUUUUUUAAUGAAAUUACCACAUACCAGUUGCUGUGCAAUUGUGCUGUACAUAAUACUGCACAUGUAUUGGUUAUUUUUUUCAUUUUUUUUUGAUGAAGUGGUCACAGAUUCCAAUACAAUUGAUACAUUUUAUGUACUUACCUCAUUGUAGGUAUUAGUAGUAUUUUCAGUCAUUGUGUACAUUUCUUGAAUGCCAGUUUCACAGCUCAAGGUUGUUUUAACUGAUUUCAGCCUUUAUUUUUUGUUUUGAUUUUUAGCUGAAUUUCAGCUAAUAUCCCUCUGUAUUGGAGCUCUUUCAAUUUUUUCCCCCUACAUUCUUCAGUCUUUUCAGGAAUUUCAGCUCUUUAUUUUUCAUUCACACCCUUGAUAUCUACAUCAAAAGUUCAUUGACCCCUAUGCACCCAUAUGAGCAGCAUGGAUUGUUCAUGUGCUCAUGAACGUGUGUUCCCUGUGUUGCUUUUAUCAAAUGUUAAUACAUGUCGUUGUCCUAUAAAUACACCAUAAUAGGAAAGAAUGCCCAGGAAGUCAAUUGAAAAAAAAACAAGGCACUCUCCUGAGAUCAGAGAAUGUACAAAACACAGGAUGUCUGAUUUAUUGUUUUGUGAGACAAAGGCUUGGUAAAGCCCCUAAAAGGAAAAAAAAUGAAAUAAAAUAACAUGCACUAUUUUCAUAUGUGUAUAAAAUAAUCCCAGUGCAAGAUUAUAAUAUGCCAAUGAUCAAGGCUGUAUGCUUGGCAAAGACUUCCAAGCAGAUCAUUUUUUAUUUGAAGAUUUGAAUGAACAUGUGAUAUUAUUUUUUUUUUUAAAUUGACUGUAUAUUUGUUUCUUUUCAUGUGUGUAUUUUUAUUGUAUAUGGAUCCCAUGGAAGACCAGCUAUCCAUUUUUUCUCGCCUGCAUAGCAGAGUGAGACUAUAGGCGCCGCUUUUCCAGACGAUGGCGGCGGCGUCGUCAACAUUGAAAUCUUAACCAAGGUUAAGUUUUUGAAAUGUCAUAACUUAAGAAAAGUAUAUGGACCUAGUUUAUGAAACGUGGACAUAAGGGUAAUCAAGUAUUACUGAACAUCCUGUCUGAGUUUCAGGUCACGUAACCAAAGUCAAAGGUCAUUUAGGGUCAAUGAACUUGAUCAUGUUGGGGGAAUAAAUAUCAAAAUCUUAACCAAGGUUAAGUUUUGAAAUGUUGUCAUAACUUGAAAAGUAUAUGGACCUAGUUCAUGAAACUUAGACCUAAAGGUAAUCAAGCAUUACUGAACAUCCUGUCUGAGUUUCAGGUCACAUGACCAAGGUCAAAGGUCAUUUAGGGUCAAUGAACUUAGACCAUGUUAGGGGAAUGAAAAUCGAAAUCCUAACCAAGGUUAAGUUUUUGAAAUGUUGUCAUAACUUGGAAAGUAUAUGGACCUAUUUCAUGAAACUUAGACAAAAGGGUGAUAGUGUAUCACCAAACAUCCUGCCCUAGUUUCAGGUCACAUGACCAAGAUCAGAGGUCAUUUAAGGUCAAUGAACUUUGGCAGAGUUGGGGGUAUUUGUUGAAUUGGCAUCAUAACUUAGAAAGUUAGCGGAUCUACACAUAUGUAGUUCAUGAAACAGACAUAAGGAUAAUCAAGUAUGUUUUGCACAUGUCUUGGGUCUCAUGAUCAUGGUAAAAGGUCAUGUUUGGUCAAUGGACAUAGUAUUUUAUUAUCAUGCGAGUGUUUUCUUUUAUGAAUAAUUAUUUAAUAGCUGUUUUCAAAGUCAGCACUGCUGCUAUAUCGUAUCGUAUAAUGCAGGCGAGACUGCCAGAGGCGUUCCACUUGUUUUUUAAUUUUUGUUGUUUUAUGGAAAAGAGAUACUAUACCAUUCGUUAUCCUCUGUUUUGUUUGAAAUGCACCACAUACAAAGUAACUUAAAACACCUGAAAACAGAUUUGAUUGUUGUUAAAGUAAUGGUCAUUCAAAUUAUUAUGAAACUGUUGGUUGGAUGUGUCCUGUCUCAUAUUUCUUGCAUAAUAUUUAUUAUCCCAUUGACUGAAAUUCAAUACACAUCUAAGCAUAAUAUAGCACAUUUUCUUAUUAUCUUGCCCAAAGUGCUCUAUGUAAAGUAAACAACAAAGAAUAUGUACAGUACAUGUACAUAUUGUUCUGCUCUCAAAGUACAACUGACCUUACAAUAAUAUUGUAUAAAGAGGAUUUUGAUAGAAAAUAAAUGGGGUUUUAGUUUUUCUUUUUUAAUAAUUGUAUUAAAGGACUCGAACAGAUGUUAUUUUGGUAUUGGUUUAUUAAUAAUCACCUAUAGCAUUUUACAUAUAACUUUUAUUUAUAUGCCUGCCAUCUGUAUGCUAAAUUUUUAGUGUAUAAAUGUGUAACUCGGGUGGAAGAUAAUGUAAUUUGAAUAAAUGAAGAACUCACUUGCAAAAGGGGUUAGGUCCAUUUUUCAUCAAAUUUGAUUUUUUGGUCUCAAUGUAUAGAUUUUUAGUAGCGCUAUACGAUGAUACCAAAGAAAAGUUGAAAUUCCUUUUUAAAAGUGAUCAAAAAUGGCAAAGAAAAAUCACUUUUUUUUCAAAAGGGGUUAGGUUCAUUUAAGUUUAGUUGCAAAAGGGAUUAGGUCCACACUCAAUUUUUUGGAAAAGAAUAUUUUAAAAAAUAUGAAUAAAGGUAGAUUUCUUUUAUACCCAAUUUUAUGUUGUCAUGGUAGAGAAUCUUGAAAAAAAAAUUUCGCAUAAGAAUAUGCAAUAUAGGAGAAUUAAAAAAAAUGAUUUUCUUGGAGUGGACCUAACCCCUUUUGCAAACAAACUCUUCUGAAGAGCUCAUUUGUCAAAAGGGGUUAGGUCCAUUGUUCAUAAAUUUUAUUGUUUUCUGUCUCAAAACCUCUAAAUUUUUAGUCGCUUUGAUGAAAACAAAGAAAAUUUGAAAUUUACAUGAAAACGUGAAUAAAAGUGGCAAAGAAAAAUCACCUUUUUAAUCAAAAUAGAUUGGAUUCAUUUCAGUUUACUUGCCAAAGGGGUUAGGUCCACAAUGAUAAUUUUUAAAAGAAUUUAUAGAAAAAAUUGAAGACAGGUAGAUUUCUUUUAUACCCAAUUUCAUGUUCACAUGAUUAGGGUAGUACAUCAUGACAAUUUAGCUUCUCAUAAGAAUAUUGCAGUAAGUGAGAAUAAAAAACAUGGUUUUUCUCAGAAUGGUCCAAAGUGGACCUAAGCUCUUUUGCAACUAAACUCUUCAAAUAUAGUUAAUUAAGCAAGAAAAAAUAUUAGUUUGUCUUUUGGGACUUAAACCUAAUUUAAGUCAGCCUGCAGACUAGAUUCAACCUUUGACAAAGACAAUUAUUGCAGAAUCCAGGUUCACAGGAUAACAAUUAUUUUUUAUUUGACUUUUCUGUAGCUUUAAGAAGUCAAAUAAUUUGUGCUUUUAUGACAUCAAAAAUUAGCUUAAGUGUUAAAUUCCAGUGAUGUAUUCAGGGGUCGUAGAAGUCUGCAACUCGGCAAGCCCUUUUAAUGUUUAAUUGGCUUUUGUGAUGCAUUGUCGAUUCUCUAGUAGGAUUUGACCAUGGAAUGACCAGGAGUCACCCGAGAUGCCCUAAGAGAGUAACAGUAAUCCUGGAGUCACCGAGAUGUCAUCCUAGAGUGACGCAGCUGACUUUUACUCACUUUGAAAUGGAUGUAAUCCACAGGGUCAUGAGGGGACAGACAUGUAAUUCUAAUGAAUAAUAUAAUCCAAAUUUGUUAUGGUUGUCUACUUGUCUUGUUUGUAUACAUGUGUACUAUAUUCACAAUGUUGUGGUUUAUUUUGAUAAGUCAUUUUUUCUCUUAUUUUUCAUAACUGCCUUGUUGUGUUUAUGACCUUCCAAGCCAGAAGUAAGAAAGGUUUACAAUUGCUAGAAUUGUCUGUACUUUUUCUGCCUCUGCCACGGUAUGUAGUUGCUCAAGAUAUUAUGCUUUGGGGUCAUAGAUCCACUUGUCCUGUUUUUGUUCUCAAAAUAACUAAAUAAAUGUUUGACGGAUCAACUUUAAACUAGGUCAAAGUAUAUGUUUAGAAGUGACAAUGAUCUGCCUUGAUAUUGGGAUCAUGAAGUCAAGAUCAAAGGUAACAUCGGUCAUCUUGUUCUCACAAUAAGAGAAGAAACUGACGAGAAAAAAAAAAAAAAAAAGGUCACAAUCUCUUCUCCCAAUAACUAAAGAACUGUUUGAGGGAUCAAUUUCAACUACAUGUAUGAUUCAUAUUUUUGUGAAGAUAAUCAUCUUAAAUUUUGAGAUCAUAUGUUCAAAGGUCACAGAGGUCAUUAUUUGAAAUGUUUUGUUAGAUAUGUAACAACCAAGAAAAAUGAGAGAUAAGGAAAGAAAAGGAAAAGGGUGAACUAUGAUAUUAUUUUUUAUAUAAAACAAAAACUGUCAAAAUCUGUUACAAAAUUUUUUGUUAAAAGGAAAAAACAUUUUUGCUCACUUUUUAAUUUUUUUUUCCCAUAUGCCACUUUUGGCUCAUUAUGAUAUUGAUAACAAAUUGAAGAAUCUAGAGUGAAAAGAACUAUAAGAUACUAGGUCUACAUUUUUGUUUAUUUAGCUUAUGAUUCUUGUAUAUAUCUCUUUUUUGAACAUUUUUUAUACAGUAUUCUUUCAUAUGUGGAAUGAUAUGCAUGGGUUACACUGGUAAUGAAUAAAAGUGUAUGGAUUUGAAACCUUUUUGAA
This is a messenger RNA of Lytechinus pictus (painted urchin), 7519 nucleotides long. RefSeq lists its product as uncharacterized. The coding region runs from base 168 to 1193 and encodes 341 amino acids. The record is from RefSeq and is a predicted model, not a curated record. The transcript has 2 exons. Lineage: Eukaryota; Metazoa; Echinodermata; Echinoidea; Temnopleuroida; Toxopneustidae.